AAUGUAAAAAAAAUAAAAAAUGAAAAAAAGAGUGUUUAACGCAAACUUCGUUUCCUAAGUUUCGAAAGUAAAGUACUUUCUAUUAAUGGUGAAGUUAUCACCACUCUCAUCGUUAUUCUGUCGGUGAUUUUCUUUCUGGUUCUUCAUUUCAUUGAAGCAAAAGGCGUGGUAAAAGAAAAAGUAAUGGUGAAGGAGACUGAAUAUUAUGAUAUCUUGGGUGUAAGUGUUGACGCGUCCCCAGCUGAGAUCAAGAAGGCUUAUUACCUCAAGGCACGGAUAGUCCACCCAGAUAAAAAUCCUGGAGACCCAAAAGCUGCAGAAAAUUUUCAGGUACUUGGUGAGGCAUAUCAGGUUUUAAGUGAUCCUGAGAAGCGUGAAGCAUAUGACAAGCAUGGAAAGGAUGGAAUUCCACUUGAGUUCAUGGUGGAUCCUUCAGCUGUAUUUGGUAUGCUUUUUGGAAGUGAGUAUUUUGAAGAUUAUGUUGGGCAACUAGCAUUGGCUACAUUGGCAGCCAUUGAACUUGAAAUAGAGUCACAGGACCCGGAAGUUCGUAAGCAGAAAAUGCAGGAAAAGAUGACGGCAUUGCAGAAAGAGAGGGAAGAAAAGCUCAUCACAAAUCUGAAAAAUCGUCUUGAACCAUUUGUUGAAGGUCAAACAGAUGAGUUUAUACAAUGGGCAAAUUCAGAAGCUUGUCGCCUCUCAGCAGCUGCUUUUGGUGAAGCUAUGCUACACACAAUUGGCUAUAUUUACACAAGGCAAGCUUCAAGGGAGCUUGGAAAGGACAAACGAUUUAUGAAGGUGCCAUUUUUGGCAGAAUGGGUACGAGAUAAAGGCCAUCAUUUAAAGUCACAAGUAAUGGCAGCAUCAGGUGCUGUUUCUUUAAUUCAAAUACAAGAAGAACUGAGGAAGCUUAACCAAGCAGAAAACAAAGAAGAGAACCUAAUGAAAGCUAUUGAAGACAAGAAGGAUGCUGUGCUUCAAUCCCUUUGGCAGAUCAAUGUGGUUGAUAUUGAAACAACUCUAUCACGGAUCUGCCAAGCUGUAUUGAAAGACCCUAGUGUGUCCAAGGAUGUUCUGAGACUAAGGGCAAAAGGGCUGAAAAAACUAGGGACUAUCUUCCAAGGUGCCAAGGCUGCUUAUAGUAGAGAAAACAGCCUCCGUCAAGAAAGUGAAGGUGGUGAAAAGAAGAUCGAUGGUGCUUCAACAUCAUAGUCCAUCUUGGUAGUUACUUGAGACCUAGUUCAUCUAGAUGCUUGUUGCGUAUUCUGUAUUGAAAUUGGUUGGUUAUAUCUUCUAUUGAUUGAAUUUUGAAACACUUUUCUCUGUUAUCCGGAUCUUCUUUUUUUCUCGGUAUAGCCAGCUCCCUUGCUUUGUUUCUCCUUGGCUCUAUGAAGAUUAUACAUGUACCUUACUGUAUGUGUAAUAUUUGAUGUGGUAUCAUAUGAUGAUGUGUGUUAUGUUUAUUGUUAUGCAA
Mangifera indica (mango) is the source of this 1474-nucleotide messenger RNA. Its product is annotated as chaperone protein dnaJ 10. Lineage: Eukaryota; Viridiplantae; Streptophyta; Magnoliopsida; Sapindales; Anacardiaceae. The transcript has 10 exons. Bases 184 to 1212 code for a protein of 342 amino acids. The record is from RefSeq and is a predicted model, not a curated record.